UAUAUGUAUUGUAUUUGAUUAAUUAUUUUUGCUCAGAAGUGAUCAUUUUAGAGAUUAACUUCAAAGAUGGCGACUUCCUUGGCCGAAAAAUAAAAGAAAAUAUUUUUCUUUAUUUAUCGUCCAUCUGGUCACAAGUCCUGGCAGUAUAUGAAGGGGAACAUGACUGUUGAUUUGUCACCAUGAUGGACGGUUACGCACCAUCGAGGAAGAGGCACAUAUGUGUCAUACUGACACGGAGUCGUAUGGCACAGCUUAUUCUAUGUCUUCUGUUGGUGUUGAUUGUGACGCCAUUGGUUGCGCACUAUUACAUCUCCAACAUGAGUGGAGAAGGCUUCCAAAGUCACCUGUCAAGGUUGCCAUCAGCUCAUAAUGAUGAUGAUAACCUCAACGACUUUCAGUGCAAUGAUCUGAAGAGCCAGGUAACAGAGCUCCGUCGUAUUCGCGCAUCUGUUAACAAUGAGCUUCGAGAUUUAGAGAGCAGACGUCAGGGACUUCAGGUCGAGAUAACAAAGCAUAAAACGCAGCUUGAGUCUCUCAGAAUGCAGCAAGAAAAUAUGGCCAAAGAAAUCCAGCAGUCAAAAUUGAACUUGGACCAGCUUAAAUUGGAGGAGCAUGAAUUUGCUAACCGAUUUCAGCCACUACUUAAAGCCCCGGAACAGAUUCUGUUGGAUGAUGGAAAUAAAAACGCUGCUAAGCAACCACCAUCAUCCCCACAGAGUUGUAAAAUGCAUUCAUGUUUUGAUUAUUCAAGGUGUUCACUCUUCUCAGGCUUCCCUGUGUAUGUCUAUGGAUUUGAAAACCAUUUCAAAGAUGAAAAUCUGAAUGAAUUUGUGAAAUCAGCCGUUUACCAUUCCUUCGAUAAAAAUCCAUAUGUUGUAAAUAUGCCAGCAAAUGCUUGUAUAUUUGUUGUUGUUUUAGGUGAAACAUUUUCAGAACUUAGUGCAGACAGUUUACAAAAUAAACUACAAAGCUUAUCUCACUGGAAUGGAGAUGGACGUAAUCAUGUAUUGCUGAAUCUAGCAAGAACUUCUGCAAAUUUUGAUUUAUUUCAUAGUGUUAAUACUGGCAGAGCCAUAAUUGUGCAAUCUUCCUUUGUUGAGUCUAUUUAUAGAUGUAAUUUUGAUAUUAUUUUGCCACCCAGUUUGGGUAACUCUGACGGACCUGUAUGGUCUGAAUUACCUCCCUUGAAUCCUGUAAGGAGACAGUUUGUUCUGUCAUUUGUCGGACAGUUUAGUUUUAUGUCUAAUAGUGACACAACUGACUGGUCAAAUAAAGCUAAAACUGAUUUGAAUAAUGAUCAAAACUUCAAAUCAAAAACUUUAAAAGCUGAAUUAGAAACACAAAAUGCAAAUAAUCCAAAGAAUUUAGCCAAUAAAUUGCUGGAUGUGGAGUCUAUUAUUGUCGGUAAUUUAAAAAAGAUAGAAAGUGAAUCAAAAGACAAUGUUUAUUUAAAUUUUAUGUGUGAUAGAGGUGAAAAGACAGGAAUUAUUGGUGAAUGGGCAUUAUGUGGAACUGAAGCACAAAGGGCAGAUUAUCUUCAGAAGUCAACUUUUAAUGUAAUUAUCUCCCCUGCAAACUUUAGUCUAUCUUCUACAACAGUGUUUCAGACAAGAUUGUAUGAAUCUCUUAAAUACGGAACUAUACCAGUGAUACUAGGUGAUUAUACGCACUUGCCGUAUGAAGAACUUCUCGACUGGACAAAAGUUGCAAUAAUCUUGCCCAAGUCGAGGAUUUCAGAAAUGUACUUCUUGUUAAGCACGUUAACAGAUGCAGAUGUGAUGGAUCUUAAGUGGAAUGGUAGAAUGUUUUGGGAGACGUAUUUUGGGACAACUGCAUCAAUUAUUUCCACGAUGUUAGCAGUGCUACGUACACGAUUACAAAUCCCAGCUAAACCGGUGAAAGAAGAGCCAUCCCAGAGCUCUGUUACAAACUUCAUUCCAGUUGCUCAGCAUAUAGGUGUAGAUGCGGAGGAUGAGACUGAUGAGGUUCUUGGACCAGUGGAACCACCAUUCCCGUCACUGACCUACAAACAGAACUUUACCGCAUCAACUCUAAGGCAUGUGUUUAACAAACCAGGAGAUCCGUUCCAUCUUUUUCCAUUCACACCAUUUGAGAAGAUCCUACCUUCUGAUGCCAAGUUUAGAGGAUCAGGUUAUGGAUUCCGACCAAUUAAUCGUGGAGAAGGCGGGUCAGGCAAUGAAUUCUCCGAGGCCAUUGGUGGAAAUCAUCCGAGGGAACAGUUCACAAUGGUGAUGUUGACAUAUGAAAGAUCAGAUGUAUUGAUUAAAGCCAUUACACGACUCAAAGGUUUACCGUACCUUAAUAAAGUGAUUGUUGUGUGGAAUAACCCAGCAGUUCCCUCGGAGAACCUCGGCUGGCCAGAUAUAGGUGUUCCAGUUGUUGUAGUAAAGAUGAGUAAGAACAGUUUAAACAACAGAUUUCUGCCAUUUGAGGCCAUCGAGACGGAGGCUGUGUUGAGUAUAGAUGAUGAUUCACAUUUACGACAUGAUGAAAUUGUGUUUGGAUUCAGGGUAUGGAGAGAGGAGAGAGACAGAAUUGUAGGGUUUCCAGGGAGAUACCACGCCUGGGACGUGAAGCACGAUGCAUGGCUGUAUAACUCAAACUACACUUGUGAAAUGUCAAUGGUUCUUACUGGAGCAGCAUUCUUUCAUAAGUAUUAUGCCUACCUCUAUAGUUACACAAUGCCUCAAGCAGUUAGAGAUAAAGUGGAUGAGUAUAUGAACUGUGAAGACAUUGCCAUGAAUUUUCUUGUAUCCCAUAUUACCAGGAAACCUCCAGUGAAGGUGACCUCUAGAUGGACAUUCCGCUGCCCUGGUUGCCCCCAGCAACUAGCCCUUGAUGAAUCCCACUUUGAGGAAAGACAUAAAUGUAUCAACUUCCUUGUUGAAGUGUAUGGUUAUAUGCCCCUGUUGUACACACAGUACAGAGUCGAUUCUAUUCUGUUCAAGACCAGGAUCUCACAUGAUAAGCAGAAAUGUUUCAAAUUUAUAUAAUAUUAAGUAUUAACCCUUACCUUGCUAAAUUUCUAUAAUGAACUUGUCCAUCUUCCAAUUUGGACAGUACCAUUAACUGUUAAAAGGGGUGAUUACCAAAAAGAUAGUGUAGAUCAUGAUCAGACUGCACGGAUGUGCAGACUGAUCAUGAUAUACACUGGUCGCAAAGGCAGAAUCAAUUGUGUCCAGCAUGGUAAGGGUUAAUGGUAAAAUGAAAUAAUCUGGAAUGUCUUUAAGUUAAUGGACUUCUUUCAAGUUCGGUAAUAUCAGAAUUAACUAAAUGAUUGCUUUAUGCUGUAUCACCAGUGCUACUAUAAUUUUUGUUCCGAGAUCAGUUGUUAGUUCAAUACUGUGAAAUCAUUUCAUUUUGUGUCCAGAAAAUUUCAGUUUUCAAUUUUGUGGACACAAAGUUUCUUUGUUAUGAUCAACUGAUCAAAACAGCUGCUUCCUAUCUAUAUAUUAGUUCAUAGAUUUUUAAUUUCUAAAUAAAAAAUGAAAUGGAGUUUUACUUGUGAUUAAAUUUCAUGGAUUGACUGAACUAAAAAUCCGCAAAAAUUAGUCGACAUUGAAUAUGAAUGAUUUCACGGUAGAUUGUUACUAAAAUGAAAUCUGAGUUUCCAUAGUAAUUGAUAUAAGAAAUGAUUUUUUUUUAUAAUGUGUAACUAUGUAAUUGUUUUUUUUUGACAAACGACACAAAUCUUUUGAAGUACAGUAAGAAUUCCUGAUAUUUUUUCUUUAUACACUUAUGAUGUUCACAAAACAUUUUAGUUCCCAAGUUGUAUUUGCAGUAUAGGCAGAUUUUUUAUUAAUUAGUUCUUUGGUAACAAUUUACAAAUAUUUGCCACUACAUAUAGAUAUCACAUGCUUAUCUUGCCACCUACAAAAAUUUGUCAUAUAUGAGUUAUUGCGAUUUUCAUUACUUGUAUGCAAACAUUAUUCCUUAUACAUAAUGAUAGUCAUCUGCUAAAAAUUGUCAAAUAAUUUCAUCUGCUAAAAAUUUCAAAUAAUUUUAAUCGAAUUGUUCUCUUCAGGUAAAUGUUCCUGUUUAAACCUUCAUAUAUUGGUUUAACAAGUACAUUUCUAACAAGUCCCAUAGAAAUGUUUGAAUAACAUGAAAUGUUGAGAAUUUUAACACAUUAGACACAUACUGAAAUAAAGAUUGUAUUCCUGCGUGUAUGUUAACAUGUAUAACUCUGAGCCUUUCUUUUUUAAAACCUUCUUCUCCAUACCUCAUCAAACUGUUAAUACAACCAGUAUGCAAGUACAUAGACUCUUCAUCUGUCAAAUAGAGACACAACAGACCUUAUUUUUUUGUAAGAUGCUUAUAAUUUCAGUAUAUUAUGCAAAUUUUCUGAACACUUUAUUGAUCAUAUUUACCAAAAUCAUGAGAAAGCCCAGGGCUGAGUAUACAAAUUAGAUGUAUGGAAGUUCUAUUCUAUUCUACCCUAUUUUUAUAUGGCCACAGUGUAUAAUGACCUAGAGACUUCAUAGUUUGAUUUCUGUGUGCUAGUUGUUAUGUCUUGUUAGUAGCUUAAAAGUGUCCCUAAAAACCAGCAUUUUAGUCUUCAUUUUUUGCAUACCGGUAUAUUUCAGUCAACUUUUCAAGUCAUAAUGCAGUAAAAUCAUGUAUAAAUAAUAUAUAUACUAUUGUUUAUAAAAUGUGUAUAGUAUAUAGAAUGAUAUAAUUGUUUUUACAAUCGUUUUGAAAAUAUUUCCUGAUGGUUAUAGAUAUUAUUGUGUAUUGUUAACCUUUCUUAAACCUAAUGAAUUUUUUACCAGCUAGAAUACAGCUGAAUUGUUUGAAAUAUAACAUUUAACACAUAGUCGAACUUUGUUCUCUUAAACACGACGGGAAUGGCCAAAUUUGUUUGAGUUUUCUGUAGUUCAAGGUGUUUGAAAAAUAUACAUUAUGUAGGGAUUUUGAGUUGGAGUGAAGGGUGAUGUUCUAGUUAGCCAAAUUUGUGUGAACCAAGUUCAACUGUAUUAACUGAUAAUACAUUAGCAUUCCAGCCACCCGUAUUUCUGGUCGAAAAUGCUGGAAAGGGCAUUGGCUUACUUAAACUGUGCAAGAUGUUAUGCCAGCGUUUUUAAAUUCAUUUUUAAUCAUGUGGCAAAAAAGCAGGUACCGUUUACUGCUUUUUCGGCCUGAAAAAUUGUCCAUUGUUGAAUUACGUACAGUGAUUUUUAGCUCACCUGUCACAAAGUGACAAGGUGAGCUUUUGUGAUCGCGCGGUGUCCGUCGUCCGUCGUCCGUCCGUGCGUCAGUGCGUCCGUGCGUCCGUGCGUGCGUCCGUAAACUUUUGCUUGUGACCACUCUAGAGGUCACAUUUUUCAUGGGAUCUUUAUGAAAGUUGGUCAGAAUGUUUAUCUUGAUGAUAUCUAGGUCAAGUUCGAAACUGGGUCACGUGCCUUCAAAAACUAGGUCAGUAGGUCUAAAAAUAGAAAAACCUUGUGACCUCUCUAGAGGCCAUAUAUUACACAAGAUAUUCAUGAAAAUUGGUCAGAAUGUUCACCUUGAUGAUAUCUAGGUCAAGUUCGAAACUGGGUCACGUGCCUUCAAAAACUAGGUCAGUAGGUCUAAAAAUAGAAAAACCUUGUGACCUCUCUAGAGGCCAUAUAUUUCAUAAGAUCUUCAUGAAAAUUGGUCAGAACAUUCACCUUGAUGAUAUCUAGGUCAAGUUCGAAACUGGGUCACGUGCCAUCAAAAACUAGGUCAGUAGGUCAAAUAAUAGAAAAACCUUGUGACCUCUCUAAAGGCCAUAUUUUUCAUGGGAUCUGUAUGAAAGUUGGUCUGAAUGUUCGUCUUGAUGAUAUCUAGGUCAAGUUCGAAACUGGGUCACGUGCGGUCAAAAACUAGGUCAGUAGGUUUAAAAAUAGAAAAACCUUGUGACCUCUCUAGAGGCCAUAUAUUUCAUGAGAUCUUCAUGAAAAUUGGUCAGAAUGUUCACCUUGAUGAUAUCUAGGUCAAGUACGAAAGUGGGUCACGUGCCAUCAAAAACUAGGUCAGUAGGUCAAAUAAUAGAAAAACCUUGUGACCUCUCUAGAGGCCAUAUUUUUUAUGGGAUCUGUAUGAAAAUUGGUCUGAAUGUUCAUCUUGAUGAAAUCUAGGUCAAGUUCGAAACUGGGUCACGUGCCUUCAAAAACUAGGUCAGUAGGUCAAAUAAUAGAAAAACCUUGCUAACUCUCUAAAGGCCAUAUUUUUCAUGGGAUCUGUAUGAAAAUUGGUCUGAAUGUUCAUCUUGAUGAUAUCUAGGUCAAGUUCGAAACAGGGUCAUGUGCGGUCAAAAACUAGGUCAGUAGGUCUAAAAUAGAAAAACCUUGUGACCUCUCUAGAGGCCAUACUUGUGAAUGGAUCUCCAUAAAAAUUGGUCAGAAUGUUCACCUUGAUGAUAUCUAGGUCAAAUUUGAAACUGGGUCACGUGCCUUAAAAAAACUAGGUCAGUAGGUCAAGUAAUAAAAAAACCUUGUGACCUCUCUAGAGGCCAUACUUUUCAUGGGAUCUGUAUGAAAGUUGGUCUAAAUGUUCAUCUUGAUGAUAUCUAGGUCAUGUUUGAAACUGGGUCAACUGCGGUCAAAAACUAGGUCAGUAGGUCUAAAAUUAUUAAAAUCUUUUGACUUCUCUAGAGGCCAUAUUUUUCAAUGGAUCUUCAUGAAAAUUGAUCUGAAUUUUCACCUUGAUGAUAUCUAGGUCAGUUUCGAAACUGGGUCACGUGCGGUCAAAAUCUAGGCCAGUAGGUAUAAAAAUUGAAAAACCUUGUGACCUCUCUAGAGGCCAUAUUUUUCAUGAGAUCUUCAUGAAAAUUAGUGAGAAUGUUCACCUUGAUGAUAUCUAGGUAAAGUUCAAAACAGGGUCACAUACCUUCGAAAACUAGGUCAAUAGGUCAAAUAAUAGAAAAACCUUGUGACCUCUCUAGAGACCAUAUUUUUCAAUGGAUCUUCAUGAAAAUUGGUCAGAAUUUUUAUCUUGAUAAUAUCUAGGUCAAGUUCAAAACUGGGUCAUAUGAGCUCAAAAACUAGGUCACUAUGUCAAAUAAUAGAAAAAACGACGUCAUACUCAAAACUGGGUCAUGUGGGAAGAGGUGAGCGAUUCAGGACCAUCAUGGUCCUCUUGUUUUUAUAAUUUUUUAAUCUAAACUUGAAGAAUGAAAUGAAAUUUUACACUUAGAUGAAGUCUUUGUAAUUUGGCGUGUACUUGUUUAUAUAAAAUAACUGUAAUACUGUUUUGUUUGUAAUGAUGAAAUGAAAUUAUUUGUACAGUUUUCUGUUUUUGUGAUUAAGUCAAUAUGUUUGUGUUCUGAGAGAUCUGUAAAUGAAAUUUUUGACGUUUUGUUUUGAAAAUUAACAUUUUUAAAACAUUCUUGAAAGUAUUGAAAUAUAUAAAGAAUUUCUUCUUUCAUUUUUAAUGUCAGAAUGAAAUUCAUAUAAUGUUUGAUUUGUGUAUUUUUAAGCUUUUCCAUGUAUGAUACAUGUAGUAACAUUUUAAGGGAUAAAAUAUUUAUCCUUAUACGAUACUUACAAUAUUGAUAUCAGUAUGUGUUUUGCUUUUUGAUUUAUCUCCAACUUGAAGAUUUUUUUCCAUAGUACAGAUAAGUAAGAUCAAAAAAGAAAAGUAGAAUGUGAUAUUUUAUAGCAAUUUUUAGGUGAUUCCUUACCUGGCAUGGGUGGGUCAGGAUAAUGGAUGCUCAACAUCAUGGAAGUAAGAAACUAUGUAUCUAUUUAAGCUAAGCAUUGCAGUAAAAUGUUAGAAAUUUCGUUUCUAAAAUGAAUUGAAGGAUUUUAUGUUUUCAUCCACAAUUUUACCUGUGUAUCAACUUAAACAGUGGUAUCUUAAAACAAAAUGAACACACAGGCCUAUACAUUUCACUUGACCAUAUCAUGGAAUACAUUGUAUAUUUAUACUAAAUAUACAGACAAUUUGUUUAAAUUUUCAUUUCAGAAGGCUUUAAAAAAAAACAAGUGUCACUGGUAAUCAGAGUUUACAGGAUAUAGAAAAAAAAGAUCCUAAAACGCAGAAGUACUUUAAAGUUUGAUAAGAAUUUAUGUCAGUCAAAAGCUAUACAUAGCUUAUGUUUAUAAUGUUAUUUUAUCUACUGACAAUAAAUAAAUAUUGACUUGACUUGACUUUAUAUAAAACAGAUGUGUCCAUUUUUAAUAUGUACAUGUAUUUUGUUGAAGUGUUUUCAUUUAAUUCUAGUCUGUAUAGAGAUAUAUGUCAAGGGUAAUGAAUAAGUUUUGAGACUGUAUGUGAAUAUAUACUUAUUGUCAUUUAAACUUUGCCUGCAUCAUUUUCAGUUUUUGAAAAGAAAAAAGACAACACUUACUUUUAGCAUUAGGAAAAUACCUAAUUUUCCAGUAAACUAAUUUAAUAAUUCUAAAAUUGAGAAUUGGUUCAAUGAAACGGGUGAUUUGGUUUGAGUUUUGCCAGAUUAAGGUAACAUUUUAUUCUGUUAGGAUUUUGCCCAUAUACCAUUCGUUUGUUGAAUGAUGUGUUACAGUGAUAGAUGUCAAUCUAUGUUUGAGCCACACCAUGAGAAUACUAACAUAGUACAUUUGUGACUAGCAUGGAUCCAGCCAGCCUGCGCAUCCUGGCAGGCUGGUCACAAAGCCACUAUGUUGAUUUUCUCCUGGUGUGGCUCAUUUUGUUAUUGGUAUAUAAUAAUUAUAUAUUAAUGUGUAUUAUUUUCAAAAGGUGCUUUUUGUGAUGUAGCAUUUUUAUUUCUGAUGAUAUGGCAAACAUGUUCAUUUAUUUUUACAAUAUUUUAUAUUGUAUUCAGUUUAAUUUAUUAAAUCUCUUAAAUAUUUGAUAUACACCUUGUAAUAGAAUAACCAGCUUACUGUAUGAUCCACCAAAUUUGUAACAAGAGUUUUGGGUGAAUUUUGUCUUAACUUUAAAAAAAAAAAAGAUCAAGAUGUAACUUUUAAAUUGUUUUAAAAACUUUCAGGGGUAGUAAAAAGUGGUCUACUAUUAGCUCGACUAUUCGAAGAAUAAGUAGAGCUAUCCUUCUCACCACAGCGUUGGCGUCACACCUUGGUUAAGUUUUUCGUACCAGUCCACAUUUUGACAAAGUCUUUUGAGAUAAAGCUUUGAAACUUUCAACACUUGUUUAAUCACCAUGUCCAGUUAUAGGCAAGAGCACCUAACUCCAUCGAGGAUUUUGGCAGAAUUACCAGUACCAGUUCAUAUUUUGUGUAAAGUGUUUGACAUAUGGCUUUGAAACUUCUAUCACUUGUUCAGUAUAAUAGUCUCUGUCUGUAGGCAAGAGUAUGUAACUCUAUCAUCUAUUUUGGCUGAAAUAUGGCCCUUUUUGGACUUGGAAAUUGGUUCUGUUUUCGUAUAAGUCCAUUUUUUGUCAAAACUAUUUGACAUAUGGCUCUUAAACUUUGAACACUUGUUUAUCAUCAUGAUUUCCAUCUGUAGGCAAGAGUACAUAACUCUGACAACUAUUUUGGCUGAAUUAUGGCCCUUUUUGGACUUGGAAAUCAGUUAAAUUUUUCAUACAAGUCCAUAUUUUGCCUAACCAGUUUGUCAUAUGGCUUUGAAACUUUGACCACUUGUUUUCCAUCACAGUCUACAUUAUAUAGGCAAGACUUCAUAACUAGGCCAAGGACUUUAACUCAGUUUAGCCCUUUUUUGACAAAGAAAUAGGUUUCUCAUACCAUUCCAUAUUUUGUUUAAACUGUUUGACUUUGAAACUUUGAACACUUCAUUACUGUCAUGGUCACACAUUGCCAUUUAGUACAAGACUUAUCGAAAUCCACAAAUACAGGAACAUUGUUUGUCUAAACUUUUUUUUUAGCGAUGAGCUUUUGUGAUCGCUCAAUGUCCGUUGUGCGUCGGCCGUCGUGUGUCCGUCAACGUUUUCUAAAAAAAUCAUCUUCUUGAAAACCACUGGGCAGAAUUACACCAAACUUCACAGGAAUGAUCCUUGGGUGGUCCCCUUUCAAAUUUGUUCAAAGAAUUAAAUUCCAUGCAAAACUGUGGUUGCCAUGGCAACCAAAAGGAAAAACUUUAAAAAUCUUCUUAUCCAAAACUGCAAGGCUUAGAGCCUUGAUAUUUGGCAUGUGACUUUAUCAUAUGGUCCUCUAUGAAGGUUGUUCAAAUUGUGCCCCUGGGGUGAAAAGAGGUCCCGCCUCGGGGGGCACAAGUUGUACAUAGACUUAUAUAGGAAAAAAACUUUAAAAAUCUUCUUGUCUAAACCCACAAGACCUAGGUCUUUGAUAUUCGGUAUGUAGCAUUGCCUUGUGGUCCUCUACCAAAAUUGUUCAAAUUAUAAUCCUGGGAUGAAAAGAGGCCCUGCCCCGGGGGUCUCACGUUUUAGUCAGACUUAUAUAGGAAAAAAACUUUAAAAAUCUUUUUGUCUGAAAUUGCAAGGCCUAGGCUUUUGAUAUUUGUUAUGUUGCAUUGCCUAUUGGUCCUCUACCAUAAUUGUUUAAAUCAUGUCCCUGGGGUGAAAAGAGGCCCUGUCCUGGGGGUCCCAAGUUUUACAUAGACUUGUAUAGGAAAAAGCUAUAAAAAUCUUCUUGUCUGAAAGUUCAGUGCCUAGGCCUUUGAUAUUUGGUAUGUAGCAUUGCCGAGUGGUCCUCUACCAAAAUUGUUCAAAUUAUGCCCCUGGGGUAAAAAGAGGCCCCGCCUAGGGGGUCACAUUUUAUAUGAGUUAUAUAGGAAUAAAUAAAAAAAAUUCAAAAAUUAUCAGAUCAUAUUUCCUAGACUGUUUACUCAUAAUUACCUGAUGACCCCAAGCAAUUAGGGGUCACUUGACUGUGACCUUGACCUACUGACCUGCUUUCUUGUAUUUUAAGAUGCAGCCUUGAAAUUUGGAUGACUUGUACAGUUUUGCACACUGAUCUUGAAACUGACUUUCAGUGACCAUGAAUGUGACCUACUGACCUACUUUCUAAUAUUUUAACACCAGUUUGCCAUUUUAAACAUGUGGCUCAUACUACUCAGGUGAGCGAUUCAGGGUCAUCAUGACCCUCUUGUUUUCUUUUGUCUGAAAAUCUGUAUUAAUAUUUUGACCCCAUUCUUCAAUCAAUUCUUCAAAUAGUCAAGCGCGCUGUCAUCUGACAGCUCUUGUUUCGAAGGCAGUCUUUAAUGUGGUAUUAGUAGUUUUUGAAGUGUAAAAUUCUUCUAUGUGAAAGUGUUCAGAUAUUUAUCUGCAAAAUUUUACAGUUUACUGUGACAAAAAUUUUGCUCUAAGACUAAGAUAUCCUGAAAGAUUUCCAACAUUUCAUUGACAGAUGAAAUCAAAACUUUCUUGUGUCCAGAAAGAUGGAAAACACUUCUUGAUGAUAAAUUCUGAAGUAAUCAAGAUUUUUAAAUGAUUGAAAAAAAUUCUUGCAACUUAGCCUUGAGUUCUUCAAGAUGAUGUAUAAUACCAGUGUUUUUAGCUCACCUGUCACAAAGUGACAAGGUGAGCUUUUGUGAUCGCGCGGUGUCCGUCGUCCGUCCGUCCGUGCGUGCGUGCAUGCGUCCGUCCGUCCGUAAACUUUUGCUUGUGACCACUCUAGAGGUCACAUUUUUCAUGGGAUCUUUAUGAAAGUUGGUCAGAAUGUUCAUCUUGAUAAUAUCUAGGUCAAGUUCGAAACUGGGUCACGUGCCAUCAAAAACUAGGUCAGUAGGUCUAAAAAUAGAAAAACCUUGUGACCUCUCUAGAGGCCAUAUAUUUCACAAGAUCUUCAUGAAAAUUGGUCAGAAUGUUCAUCUUGAUGAUAUCUAGGUCAAGUUCGAAACUGGGUCACGUGCCUUCAAAAACUAGGUCAGUAGGUCUAAAAAUAGAAAAACCUUGUGAACUUUCUAGAGGCCAUAUAUUUCAUAAGAUCUUCAUGGAAAUUGGUCAGAAUGUUCACCUUGAUGAUAUCUAGGUCAAGUUCGAAACUGGGUCACGUGCCUUCAAAAACUAGGUCAGUAGGUCUAAAAAUAGAAAAACCUUGUGACCUCUCUAGAGGCCAUAUAUUUCAUAAGAUCUUCAUGAAAAUUGGUCAGAACGUUCACCUUGAUGAUAUCUAGGUCAAGUUCGAAACUGGGUCACGUGCCUUCAAAAACUAGGUCAGUAGGUCAGAUAAUAGAAAAACCUUGUGACCUCUCUAAAGGCCAUAUUUUUCAUGGGAUCUGUAUGAAAGUUGGUCUGAAUGUUCAUCUUGAUGAUAUCUAGGUCAGGUUCGAAACUGGGUCAGUAGGUCUAAAAAUAGAAAAACCUUGUGACCUCUCUAGAGGCCAUAUAUUUCAUGAGAUCUUCAUGAAAAUUGGUCAGAAUGUUCACCUUGAUGAUAUCUAGGUCAAGUUCGAAAGUGGGUCAUGUGCCUUCAAAAACUAGGUCAGUAGGUCAAAUAAUAGAAAAACCUUGUGACCUCUCUAGAGGCCAUAUUUUUCAUGGGAUCUGUAUGAAAGUUGGUCUGAAUGUUCAUCUUGAUGAUAUCUAGAUCAAGUUCGAAAGUGGGUCACGUGCCAUCAAAAACUAGGUCAGUAGGUUAAAUAAUAGAAAAAGCUUGUGACCUCUCUAAAGGCCAUAUUUUCAUGGGAUCUGUAUGAAAAUUGGUCUGAAUGUUCACCUUGAUGAUAUCUAGGUCAAGUUCGAAACAGGGUCAUGUGCGGUCAAAAACUAGGUCAGUAGGUCUAAAAAUAGAAAAACAUUGUGACCUCUCUAGAGGCCAUACUUGUGAAUGGAUCUCCAUAAAAAUUGGUCAGAAUGUUCACCUUGAUGAUAUCUAGGUCAGGUUCGAAACUGGGUCACGUGCCUUAAAAAACUAGGUCAGUAGGUCAAAGAAAAAAAAACCUUGUGACCUCUCUAGAGGCCAUACUUUUCAUGGGAUCUGUAUGAAAGUUGGUCUGAAUGUUCAUCUUGAUGAUAUCUAGGUCAAGUUUGAAACUGGGUCAGCUGCGGACAAAAAACUAGGUCAGUAGGUCUAAAAUUAUUAAAAUCUUUUGACCUCUCUAGAGGCCAUAUUUUUCAAUGGAUCUUCAUGAAAAUUGAUCUGAAUGUUCACCUUGAUGAUAUCUAGGUCAAUUUUGAAACUGGGUCACAUGCGGUCAAAAACUAGGCCAGUAGGUAUAAAAAUAGAAAAACCUUGUGACCUCUCUAGAGGCCAUAUUUUUCAUGAGAUCUUCAUGAAAAUUAGUGAGAAUGUUCACCUUGAUGAUAUCUAGAUAAAGUUCAAAACAGGGUCACGUACCUUCGAAAACUAGGUCAAUAGGUCAGAUAAUAGAAAAACCUUGUGACCUCUCUAGAGACCAUAUUUUUCAAUGGAUCUUCAUGAAAAUUGGUCAGAAUUUUUAUCUUGAUAAUAUCUAGGUCAAGUUCAGAACCGGGUCACAUGAGCUCAAAAACUAGGUCACUAUGUCAAAUAAUAGAAAAAACGACGUCAUACUCAAAAUUGGGUCAUGUGGGAAGAGGUGAGCGAUUCAGGACCAUCAUGGUCCUCUUGUUAUCAAUAAGUGUUCUAUUUGAUGUGAAAUUAUUGAGAGAAAAAAAGACCUAAGAUGGAAAAGAUGAAUGAAAUGGUAACUUGGUUACAUUAUAUAUCAUUUAAUUGCAAAUGAUUUUCUCAAAAGCAGUUAAAUGUCUUAUAUUCAAGAGAAACCAAUGAAAUGCUUAGAUCAACAGGGAGAGUGCAGCUCUACGGAUCAUGGGGUCUUUGAUUUGAUUGCAGGGCGAGACAAUUAUGUUGAUAUAAGAUAUUGUGUCUGAAGUCCUUUCGUUCUACACCUCUGAUUUAUGUUGAGAAGUUGGCAUUUACUUGCAAUACACAUGUUUGUACUUGUACAAAAUCCAGGAAAAAUGCUUGGUGUAACAUACUGAAAUACAGUUGAAAAAAUGGCACAGAACACAAAAGCAGAAAAAUAAAAACAUAUAUUAAAAAACCUUGUUACAAAAAAGAUGGAUCGAUCAAUGACUCAUACUGAUGGAGCACAUAAGUCAGAUAUGUAAAUGACGUUGACUAACUACCUAUAAGCAGAUAUAACCAAUGUACCCAAUAAACAAAAUAUUAAUUUAAAUAGGUGGAACUCUUCCAUUCAGUUGGUAAGCCAAAUUAAAAUUUUUAGUAUGUUGUAUGCUGAUUGGUUGUAAAAACAAAGUUGUAUUUUACACAUGUCAGUUGAUAUUGAAUAGUUGUAUAUACAUUUACCAAGCUUUUACUUGUACAGGUUUAUUUAGCACUUCCCUUGCUGCGCUUGUUAGAAAAAAAUUAUAACAUGUACUACUGAUUUGAAAAUAUACAUUUGAGCCGCACCAGGAGAAAACCAACAUAGUGCAUUUUCGACCAGCAUGGAUCCAGACCAGCCUGUUCAUCCACACAGUCUGGUCAGGAUCCAUGCUGUUCGCUUUUAAAGCCUUUUGCAAUUAGAAAAACCAUUAGUGAACAGCAUGGAUCCUGACCAGACUGCGCGGAUGUGCAGGCUGGUCUGGAUCCAUGCUGGUCGCAAAUGCACUAUGUUGGUUUUCUCCUGGUGCGGCUCAUUCGAACCUGUUUAAAUGGUGACCUGUAGUAAGCAGUCUCUUGCCUAAAGCAGCCAGUCAGCAAAUUUCACAAACUGACUUUUUAUUCUGAUUUCAACCUGUCUUAAGCAGUUAAAUUAAAUUGCUCCCUUGGCUGGCUGCCUAGCACAGGUUUGACUGUAUAUAUCUUCCCUUGCUAUUAGUUUAAUCUGUUGCGUAUUUUGUAUCACCUUACUCAAAAAAACUGGAACAGCUUGAUGAAUUUAUUUUGUGUUUUUAGCUCGAUUGAGCACAAAGUGCUCAAGGUAAGCUUUUGUGAUCGCCCUUUGUCUGUCAUCAUCAACAAUUUGACUGUUAACACUCUAGAGGUUACAAUUUUUGCCCAGUCUUAAUGAAACUUGGUCAGAAUGUUACCGUCCAAUAUUUCUUGGUCAGAAUGUUACCGUCAAUAAAAUAUUGGACAAGUUUGAUAUUGGGUCAUGUGGGGUCAAAAACUAAGUCACCAGGUCAAAUCAAAGGAAAAGCUUGUUAACACUCUAGAGGCCACAUUCAUGACCAUAUCUUAAUGAAACUUGGUCAGAAUGUUAAUCUUGAUGAUCUUUAGGUCAAGUUCAAAUCUAGGUCAAGUGGAGUUAGAAACUAGGUCACCAGGUCAAAUCAAAUGUAAAGCUUGUUAACUCUCUAGAGGCCACAUUUAUGACUAUAUCUUAAUGAAUGUUAACCUUGAUGAUCUUUAGGCCAAGUUUAAAUCUGGAUGAGGUGGGGUCAAAAACAACGUCACCAGGUCAAAUCAAAAGUAAAGCUUGUUAACGAUCUAGAAGCCAGAUUUAUGAUUGUAUCUUCAUGAAACUUGGUCAGAAUGUUAAUCUUGAUGAUCUUUAGGUCAGGUUCGAAUCUGGGUCAUGUGGGGUCAAAAAAUAGGUCACUAGGUCCAAUUAAAGGAAAAAUUAGUUUACACUCUAGAGGCCACAUUUAUGACCAUAUUUUCAUGAAACUUGGUCAGAAUGUUAAUCUUGAUGAUCUUUAGGUUAAUAGGUCAGGUGAGCGAUACAUGGCCUUCAUAGCCCUCUUGUUUUCUGUUUAUAAAUACUGUCUAUAAACAUUUCAUUCAAUGAAUUUAUAUGUGCAUUGUAACUUAUGUAACAACAGCCAUUUAAGGCUGGCCAUGUUGUACUAGAGAUUUAUAACUAGAACUAUAUACAACAAACUAGAUGGAUUGAACUGAUGGGAAUGAGACACAGGGCUUGACAAAAAAACUGGUCCAUUUGUUAAUAUAAGUAGAAAUUGGGUUCCCCUUUAACUGAUGCAGUAAUUUAGGAAGACAUGAAGUCAGAAGUAAAUGCCAUGGACUGACAAGUACUGUCACAUAUAUUAUAGGACCUUUAGGAAUUUUGCCAGUAACUAUUCUACAGUUUUCUGUAUAUUAUGUUUGCUUUGUUAUACUACAAUGAUUAUUUGAGUAGAUCUCAUAUUUUUAUAUAAAAAAAAACAACAUGAAAAUACAUUUUGAAACAUG
This is a messenger RNA of Mercenaria mercenaria, 15965 nucleotides long. RefSeq names its product exostosin-like 3. Gene Ontology annotation, molecular function: glycosyltransferase activity. The record is from RefSeq and is a predicted model, not a curated record. Bases 180 to 3014 code for a protein of 944 amino acids. Gene Ontology annotation, cellular component: membrane. Lineage: Eukaryota; Metazoa; Mollusca; Bivalvia; Venerida; Veneridae. The transcript is spliced from 10 exons.